Molecule: messenger RNA, 2511 nt
Organism: Diversispora eburnea
Lineage: Eukaryota; Fungi; Glomeromycota; Glomeromycetes; Diversisporales; Diversisporaceae
Source: the annotation of a GenBank genome assembly
AUGGCUAGGGAGCCUUCUAUUGCUUUAAAAACUAUUAUGCCCUUUUCGUCGUCGGACCGCCGACAAAAAAAAAGGGUUUCCGAUUUAGAAGACGAAGCGCCAUUAAUACAAAACGAAGAUUUGGACAGUUCUUCAUCUUCACAAACAUCAACUAGUAGACAACGAAGACGUCCAACACCAUCAACAACACAACUUCCUUCAAAUAUGGCAAGAGCACCGUCAUCAAAAUCACGAAAGAUAUCAUUUAAUGCACCAGGAUAUAUUAUUACAUAUUUUGGACCAUUAUGUUUUGUGUUACUUGUCACAAUGGGAAAAGAAGCUUAUGAUGAUUGGAAAAGGUAUAAAAGAGAUCAAGAAAAUAAUUCACGAAAAUACGAGAUAUUAACUCGUAAUGGGAAAAAAAUUAUCCCAAGUUCAAAAUUACGAGUUGGAGAUUUAGUAUUUAUACAUAAAGAUCAAAGAGUUCCUGCCGAUGUUAUUUUAAUUAAAACAAGUGAAUCAAGUGGAGGAUGUUUUAUUCGAACUGAUCAAUUAGAUGGUGAGACUGAUUGGAAAUUAAGACUUGCUAUACCAUCUUGUCAAAAAUUAUCAAAUGAUAAUAUUCAUAAUUUUAUUGGCACAUUUACAAAACAAAUGCCUGGAAAUAUUAUACCACAAGUAGAAGCACUUAAUGUAGAAAAUACCAUGUGGAUGAAUACAGUUCUUGCUUCUGGAACUGCUAUAGGUUUUGUUAUAUAUACAGGAAAAGAUACUCGAGCAGUAAUGAAUACUGGUAAUCCAGUAACAAAAGUUGGAUUAUUAGAUAAAGAAAUAAAUAAUCUUUCUAAGGUUUGUCUUCGGGUCAAUUUGGAUUUGGGAAAAACAGUUUAUGCAUAUCAAACUAUGCACGAUGAAGGAAUAAAAGGAACUAUAGUUAGAACAAGUACAAUUCCCGAAGAACUCGGUAGAAUUGAAUACUUAUUAUCUGAUAAAACGGGGACUCUUACUAAAAAUGAAUCUAUAGAUGAAAUAUCUAAUCAACUUACUAUCGCAUUUCAACAAUCAAGAGUUUCUGGAAAAGGUCGAAGAGAUAUGACUUCAAGAGUUCGUGAUAUUGUACUUGCAUUAGCGUUAUGUCAUAAUGUAACUCCAGUCAUAGAUGAAGGAGAUGAACCUGUUUAUCAAGCAUCAUCACCUGACGAAGUAGCAAUAGUUCGUUGGACAGAACGUGUUGGUUUAACAUUAGUAUUUCGUGAUAUAAACGAAAUACAUCUUAAAACAUCAACUGGAAAUAUCCUUGUAUUUCAAAUUCUACAUACUUUCCCUUUUACCAGUGAAUCAAAAAGAAUGGGAAUAAUUUUAAGAGAUAAAGAAACAAAUGAAAUUAUAUUUUAUCAAAAAGGUGCUGAUUCCGUAAUGAGUAGAAUUGUUCAAUAUAAUGAUUGGUUAGAAGAAGAAUGUGGAAAUAUGGCAAGAGAAGGUUUAAGAACUUUGGUCAUUGCAAGAAAGAAAUUAUCCGAGGAUUCUUAUAAUGAUUUUGCCGAGAAAUAUCAUCAAGCAAAAGUUUCUGUUUCUGAUCGUAAAGCUCAAGAAACAGCUGUAGUAACCGAUAUUUUAGAAAAAGAUUUGGAACUUUUAGGAGUUACGGGAGUUGAAGAUAAACUUCAAGAUGGUGUAAAAACUACUCUUGAACAAUUGAAAGCCGCUGAUAAAGUAGAGACAGCUACAUGUAUUGCUGUUUCAUCAAAAUUAGUACAAAGGAGUCAACACAUUCAACAAAUUUCCCAACUUAAAACGAUGGUAGAAGCUGUUGAAGGAUUGGAUACUUUACAAAGCAAAAGUCAAAGUUGUUUACUUUAUUUGGAUCAUUAUAAGAAUGAAUUCAUAGAGGUUGCCGUUAGAUUACCCGUCGUGGUUGCAUGUCGUUGUUCUCCUACACAAAAAGCGGAUAUAACACGUUUAAUUAUUGAUUUCACCAAUAAAAGAGUUUGUGCUAUAGGAGAUGGUGGUAACGAUGUUAGUAUGAUUCAAGCAGCACACGUUGGUGUUGGUAUUGUAGGGAAAGAAGGACGACAAGCAUCUUUAGCAGCUGAUUUCUCAAUUCUACAAUUUAGUUACUUGACUAAACUUUUAUUAUGGCAUGGAAGAAAUAGUUAUCAUCGUUCUGCCAAACUUGCACAAUUCGUUAUUCAUCGAGGUCUCAUAAUAUCAGUAAUACAAGCAGUAUUUUCUGCUAUCUUCUUUUUCGCCCCAAUCGCACUUUAUCAGGGUUUCUUGAUUGUUGGUUAUGCUACCAUAUAUACAAUGUUUCCUGUAUUCUCAUUAGUAUUGGAUGAAGAUGGACGUUCAUUAUCAUUAAGAACAUUCUUUCAAUGGUUAAUGAUUAGUAUUUAUCAAGGUGGAGCGAUUAUGAUUAUGUCGAUUUUAUUAUUUGAAGAUGAAUUUGUCAAUAUUGUCUCUAUUUCAUUUACGGCUUUAAUCCUUAAUGAGUUGAUCAUGGUGGCAUUGGCAAUUAAUACUUGGUACGUUUAA